UGAACACGUCACGACCCUUGCGGAAGGGAACCACGUUAGAACUGUCUUCUGUGUCGGCGGGUCUGUGAAUGGAUGUCAUGAACUGUGAUGCUGUCUCAAGGUUGAGAGGAAUCAGCUGAACCGGAGGAGUCCUGGAGAAGGACCAUGGCUCUGAAGCUGAUCCAAAGACUUGUGCUGUUCAGAGAGUUCAGGAUUCAACGUUACCCUCCUGUUGGAUCCGUCUGCUCCUUGACCUCACUCCUGAGUACCAGCGGUGCAAGUCGGACCUUAUGUAUACCCUGCAAGACCACAAGACAGGGCUGCAGGAAGCUGCAUUCACAUUUUGGGCUUAGGAGCCUGGCCACCACCCUCAGAGAGCCUUUGUUUGUCACCUGCAGCUCUGUAGGACUCCAUAGAGAUUCAGUUCUUCAGUUCCGUCUGACCCAGCUGCACCGACCUACAGCUGCUGAGGAGCAAGCUUUCCAGCAGCAUUUGGGGAACUGCUCAUCAUCUCGGCAUGUCUUCAGACUUCUGCACUCAGUGAAGAUCAUGUCUGACACCAUGGCUGCAGCAGCACUUCACCGUGUAGCCGACUUGGAGCAGGAGGGAAACCAUCUGAAGGACCCCACAGUGCUGGAGACGGAUACCAUCAGAUCUCUGUGCUUUCAGCUGGAGCAGGACUCUGAGCGGCUGACAGAAGCUGGGUUGGUAUCAGCCCUCCUGGCCUGCACACGCCUCUUUCUGGAUCCCUGGAGCCCACUGAUGGUGAGACUGGUAUCUGAGAGCCAGAAGAGGCUGGACAGGGGGCAGAUGAGUGUAGGCCAGCUGUGUACUUUAGGCAGGGCAAUGCUGGCCAUGGAGGGCCCUGACUGUGUGAUGCUGGAGCAAGUGAUGGAGGAAAUCCAGAAGCAAGGGCCUGCCCAGUGGAGCCUAGCAGACCUCAUUGCUGUUUAUAGACUUUUGCAAGAUGGUGUGUGUAAAGAUGGAAAAUACGGGGACCUGCUGAAUGCCAUGCAUACCCACGCUGUGACAGUCACCUCCCGUAUGAGUCCUGCUGCUGUCAGCUUGCUGCUAAGUGCUCUUGUGGCCUUGAAUCAGACUCAGGCCAUGCCUCUGGUGAUCAGUCUGUGUAAGCAGGCUGUGCGCCAUGUACCCCACUUCUCUGAUGAGGAGCUCACUCUUGUGCUCGGCGCGCUAAUGCACUUUGGUCAUAGCGAUCAUUAUUUUGUGGAGGCAAUGGAGAGAUACGUGCCCACAAUGGCCUUCACCUUCCAUUCAGAGACUGUUACAAAAGUGAUGCAGUUCUACGGGCGGAGGAACAUUCUCUCCCCGUCUGUGUUUGAUGCCGUCGCUGAGAGCUUUGUGUACCGAGCUGAUGACUACAGUACCGGACAGGUGGCCAGGCAGAUCACGGCCUUUGGGAAGUUGGGCUACCUCCCACCUAAUGCCGGGGAAGUGUUCAGGAAAGUUGAAACCAUCCUGCACACACUGAAGCUUCUUCACUCAUGCACUCUAGUGGAGCGGUUCCCAGUUAAUUUUGUCUCCAAAGUCUUCAGCCGCUACUUCCUCCAGCAACUGCAAGCACAGGAAAGCACAGGAAUAGACCGGAUCGUUCUGGCACAGCUGACUCAGCUCUACAUGACUAUGAAGUUAGAGUGUCCUUUCUAUGAGGGUCCCAGGCUCCUCCCACAGUAUCAUGUGAAAUCUUUCCUCACAUCUGGACGCUCUCUGGAGACAGCCGUGGACGUACAUCUGUACAACUCUGUCAAAACUGGACUGACUGAUUUGUUCGGGGCUCGUUCGUACUUUGGAUCCAAGGUCCUGACACCAUACAGCUACACACUAGAUGUGGAGCUAAAGCUUGACGAAGAUGGAUACGUGCUGCCUGCCAGUCACAUUGAUGAUGUAUACAAGAGGAUAGCUCUUUGUAUUGACGGGGAAAAGAGGUUCACUACAAAUGUAAGGCAGCUACUUGGAAAUGAGAGCAUCAAGCAGCGACAUCUGAGACUUCUGGGAUAUGAAGUUGUUCAGAUUCCUUACUAUGAAUUUGAAAAACUGCCAGACAAGACCAGUGUGGUGGAUUAUCUGCACCAUAAGAUCUUCCCUCACAGUUACAGAUUGAGCUGGUGAUAAUAAAAGAAAACUUUUAAUUUAAA
Monopterus albus (swamp eel) is the source of this 2135-nucleotide messenger RNA. It is a transcript of the gene fastkd3, whose product is annotated as FAST kinase domains 3. Lineage: Eukaryota; Metazoa; Chordata; Actinopteri; Synbranchiformes; Synbranchidae. The record is from RefSeq and is a predicted model, not a curated record. Gene Ontology annotation, molecular function: RNA binding. Gene Ontology annotation, cellular component: mitochondrial matrix; ribonucleoprotein granule. Gene Ontology annotation, biological process: mitochondrial RNA processing; regulation of mitochondrial mRNA stability.